This is a messenger RNA of Ochlerotatus camptorhynchus, 540 nucleotides long. RefSeq lists its product as uncharacterized. Bases 1 to 540 code for a protein of 179 amino acids. The record is from RefSeq and is a predicted model, not a curated record. The transcript is spliced from 4 exons. Lineage: Eukaryota; Metazoa; Arthropoda; Insecta; Diptera; Culicidae.
AUGUGGAUCAUAGCAGCGGUUUCAGUUCUUUUAACCUUUGCCGGCAGUCCCGCAGAGGCCAAAUUCGUGUUUGAACUUAACGAUGACUUCGAACAGUGCGAACCGGAUGUGCCAUUUCCAGCAUUAAACUUAUCUGGACUGGAGUUUACCAUACUCGAGUACAACACGGUCAUCUCUGGGAAAAUUUCCUUCACGGAGGACUACGAAGCACCUGUUCGGGUAAACUUCCGCUCGAUGCGUUUGGAACGAGGUACCUGGAGGCAAGGUGAUAUCGCCCGCACGGAGAUGAACGUAUGUCCUAAGCUGCUAUCUCCCCUGGAACCUUGGUUCUGCGUUACCCGACAUUUUCAACAGAAAAGGUGCCCUUUCAAGGCCGGGCACGAGGAAAUAUUGCCCAUGAUAGAAGUCGGCGACUUUGGCAUACAGCUACCGCCUUCCUUUGCCGGAGAUUGGAAGUUUUUCAUGGGACUGGAGCUCAAGCGAAAUGGGCGUAAAGUAAAGGAGUGCUUCGCCUUUACGGCUUCGGUAGUUGAAGCUUAG